UAAAACGCAAAGAAGAAACCUGGUGGGAUUAGCGCACGCGAGCUAGCUAAUUUGCGAGCCGCUAAAUGAGUAGUUUCAUGUUUCAUCCUCGCCCUUGUUACAGCGGAGGAAAGCCCAACGCCACUUCGAGACGAGUGGCAACUUUGACCGGCUCAUAUUCUGCAUUCAGUGUACUACGCAUGCUGGAAGCAGCUAGCUAGCGAGCUAACUAGCAAGCCGCAGCUCCAAGUUACGCCCCUCUCUUACAGACAUACCCCACUCCUUAACUGUCAGAAUGAAAUAAAUGCUACGAGGUCAUCGCUCAGUGUAAACAACACGAGGCAGACAACGAAUAAAGCACAGUAUGCGAAGAGUCGAUGCUAGCCACUCGAGCAGCUGUGGUCGAAACCAUGACCUCUGUGACAGCGACGACAUCUUCUGAAUCCCCGGGGCUCAGUGCGUCAGCCGGCCGGGGAGCACGCGCCGGGAGCCCGCGGCAGAGGCUCCAGAAGCUGCUCGCUGUACCCGGAUACGACCCGUGCCGAGUGAACGACCUGCUGCUCCUGCGGCCCGACACGGACGGCCGGACCGCCGCAGGACUAACGGAGGAGAGCGGCAACAGACAUGUGGUGUUUUUCCACGGGGACAUUCAGAACUUCGAGGAGGAGAUGGCUUUGCAGCCCGAAGGAGCCCAGUGGCUGUCCUGGAGUCUGGAGCAGGUGGCCCUCACCCUGGGCCGACGUUUCCCGGACCGGCAUGUGUGGGUGGUCCGAGCCGGCCGCAUGUACCUCCACAAGUUCAGCAGCUACCGCAACUUUGUCGAGAGCAACAUGUUCGGGGCACCGGAGCACUCGCCGUACUCGCCUGACUCCGGAGCGUUCCUCCAACUCAGGGCCCUGCUGAGCCACGGCAUGGAGCGAGCCAACCUGCCGAACCCCCCCCGGCCAGAGGGUGGCGCUGACAGCCUCCUCUCAGGGUUCUCGCUGGCGGUGGUGGGCUUCAGCAAAGGCUGCGUGGUGCUGAACCAGAUGGUGUACGAGCUGGCCGGGGCCCGCGCCGACCUGCAGAUGUGUCACUUCGUCGAGGGCGUCUCCGACAUGUACUGGCUGGACGGAGGGCACCCGGGAGGCAGCGAGACCUGGGUGACGAACAAGCAGCUGCUGAAGGAGCUCGCCUCCAGCGAGGUGUCGGUCCACGCCCACGUGACCCCUUACGAGGUGUGCGACCCCAUGCGGGCGUGGGUGGGCCACGAGCAUGGGCACUUUAUCAGGACCCUGGAGGAGUUCGGGGCCCGCCCCAGUAAGAAUCUGCACUUUGAGGACGAGCCCCCUUCCAUCGAGAACCACUUCAGGGUCAUCCAGGAGUUCUGAGUUUGCUUCAGGUGGCAGCAGUGUGGGGGAGAAGCAGGAUAUUGACAGAUACACUGGAUUGACCAACACGGCAACAAAUACACACCGCCAGAUAUUUUCUACAACCUUUAAUGAGCUUUUUCCAGUUUGCUUGGUGAUGCCUACAUAUUAGUCUGCAGUUGAUCAGAAUACAAUAAGGAUUGUGUCUUGUUUGUCAUUUCAGAUGCAAUUCUAACGCUCAUACAUUAAAAAAAAGAAAAUAUAAAACUCAAAAUAAACAUAAAUCUCUGAAACAUGUAUUUGCUGGUGGCUGGCCUGACUGUUCUCCACACUUCGGUCUCACUGCGGUCACGUCGCACUAAAUGGGAACGUCGGGCGACAUCGGUCGCCUGUUGCUGCUGUGCCGCUCCUCGAGGAUGCUGAGCUCCUCCCGCCCAAAACAAUGAACACACACACACACACACACACACACACACACACACACACACACACACACACACAAUAGCUGGACAGAACAAAUUCAACACCACAGCAUAGGUCAUGUUCAAGUGAUGAGACGGACAAUGCCGGCAAACACGAGCCGCUUCGCACGUCCCGUCAUCCAAAGUGACAUCCCUGCACUGCAAAACAAGCCUCUCAUCUCGAGGUCUCGUCAAGUCGUAAAAACUAGUUUUUAAAGUUUUUCUUUACAGAUAAUACUUCUGUCACAGGAAGAGGAACCGUAUCUGUAGAACUGAGCUCAGUACAUUUGUGAAAAGACUCCGACGCCAAUUUGGAGCGGAAUCAGAAACGAUGGUCGACUGUGAAAAUACUUGACUCAGGAGAUGAAGAAAUAUUCUUUCCAGCUGCUCGGAGAAUCACAUUAUGACCGGCUCGAGUGGAAUCUGAGAUUAAACUGCUCGUGGAGAUGAAUAUAUUUUACAGCGUGUUGUUCCAGUUUUCAAGGAUGACAGCAUACAGAUGAGAGCACGGCCGUGACUGGAGACACCCAUCUCCCAGACAAAGGCCAUUGUACCAGCCAGUGACGACAACCAACGACAACAAAAACAACACAAUGUGGUCUUAUUCGGUUCGACACCUCACAACAACAAGAGGACUGUUUCACUGGGGAUUGAGAGCAAUCGGAGUUCAGGAGAGUUCAUUCAAGUGAACAAAAGAUGGCAAAUCCUGUGACCCGACAGCGCCUCGUAUUUUCACAUCACGCAGCGUCACGUCCGUCUCUUUCUGAAACGACAUCAAAUCAUCGCUCUCACUUCCUCGUCGCCCCAACAAGCAUUCCAUGACGAUAUAUCUAAACACGGUUACGACUAUUCAAACUCUUCCUUCAAUCACUUCUUCCAACACCGACUUAUCUCCAGUAUUCCAUCGCCUCCCUCCCGGCUGAAACCACCUCGUCUCGCUUCACCUCCCAGGACCCCCCCGACAACCUAGACCUCCUCUCAUCGCCCCGAUCCACUGCAGUCCCAACAUUUCCAUUUACUAUUCAGCACACUGACCACAACAGGUUGUUUUAAAUAACACCGUAAUCAUCCUCUCCCGCAA
Molecule: messenger RNA, 2870 nt
Organism: Cyclopterus lumpus (lumpfish)
Lineage: Eukaryota; Metazoa; Chordata; Actinopteri; Perciformes; Cyclopteridae
Gene: c21h2orf69
Product: chromosome 21 C2orf69 homolog
Exons: 5
Coding region: 357-1349 (330 amino acids)
Cellular component (GO): mitochondrion
Source: RefSeq, a predicted model, not a curated record